Phlebotomus argentipes is the source of this 595-nucleotide messenger RNA. Its product is annotated as pro-resilin-like. Gene Ontology annotation, cellular component: extracellular matrix. The coding region runs from base 121 to 408 and encodes 95 amino acids. The transcript is spliced from 2 exons. The record is from RefSeq and is a predicted model, not a curated record. NCBI's taxonomy places the organism in Eukaryota, Metazoa, Arthropoda, Insecta, Diptera, Psychodidae.
AGAAAGUCAGCAUCUUGUCAUUAGUUGCUUUUCGUCUCUUGUAGAUUAUUUAUCAAAUCGCACACCAGGAGCAUUUUCAGAGUAGUGCCUGAAGUGAAGUAUUGAGUAAACACGGGCAAAAUGUGGAAGAUCCUGUUUGUCGUUAGUGCAUUUGUGACCCUUGUGAUUUCACGGCCUCAGGGACCAGGAGAGUUGCCUGAACCGUACGAGUAUCAGUACGAAGUGAAGGAUCCGGAGAAGGAUUUAUUUUUCGAUAAGAGCGAGAGUGGCGAUGCCACGGGAAAAGUCACUGGAAGAUAUAGCGUCCUGAUGCCAGACAAGCGACUCAUGAUUGUGACAUAUUCCGUUGAAGGUGAAUCAGGAUUUGUGCCACAAAUAACGUUCCAGGAUAAUGCCAACCCAUUCUAGUGGAUAGUUAAUACCGACGAGCAUUCUUGAUCUUUCAGUGGAUAAUAUUUUAUACAUCAUGCCCCAAUCAAUAUGAUUUAUAGAAUCUUAAGUUAUUGAAAUUGACGAACGCCAUUCGAUGGAGAUAUUACCCUAUUAUACAUAUGUAUAUAAUCAAAUAUGCAAUAAUUAAAGAGAUGAACAGAAA